AUGUCGACCCUCGCUAUUCUUCUCUUCUGCGUCCAAGCUUGCUUGGUACAGAACGCUUUCGGAUGGAUCGCCGAAGCACCUUGCGCCGCUGGCCCUGCCUGGGGCCCCGCUAUUGCCCCCGCCCCAUACGCCCCAGCUCCAUUUGCCCCAGCUCCAUUUGCCCCAGCUCCAUUCGCCCCAAGUCCUUACGCUCCAGCUGCAUACGAAGCCGGCGCAUACGGCGGUGAAGGUAUCGGUGAUGUAGCAGUCGCCGGUGAGAUGCCAGUCGCUGGUACCACCAUGGUAGCCGGUCAGGUCCCAAUCCUCGGAGCUGUGCGCUUCGCUGGUGAUCUGCCAGCUGGUGGUGUCGUCUCCAUCGCCGGUAGCUGCGGUUGUGGCAGAUCUCCUUACAUGUACUGA
Molecule: messenger RNA, 399 nt
Organism: Leptosia nina
Lineage: Eukaryota; Metazoa; Arthropoda; Insecta; Lepidoptera; Pieridae
Source: the annotation of a GenBank genome assembly